Ixodes scapularis (black-legged tick) is the source of this 555-nucleotide messenger RNA. RefSeq lists its product as uncharacterized. The coding region runs from base 1 to 543 and encodes 180 amino acids. The record is from RefSeq and is a predicted model, not a curated record. Lineage: Eukaryota; Metazoa; Arthropoda; Arachnida; Ixodida; Ixodidae. The transcript has 7 exons.
AUGCCGGCCGCAAGUCUUUUCAUCGUAAUCGUCGCUUGUUUAGGGAAAAUAACGUGCGCUGAACUCGAUCCUAAUUUGAAGAGAUGUCCAGACGACCAUUUCCAGGAUCCGGGAUAUUCGCCAGGCUGCACUUACACCUGCAAAAAUGGAAAACCGGACGAUGAUAAAAAUUAUUGGGGUGAUUAUACAGAUUCUACCCCCUGCGUUGCUCUUACAAAUGCUAACAGUACACAGUUCACACACAUUGGGACUUGCAAGAACGGAAAAUGCGUUCAAUAUAAUGAAUCGAACAUUCAACAAGUAUGGAGCCAACUUCCUGAGUUGCAAGCCCAGUUUCAUAAUUGCGACACCAUUUCAAGCAACAAUUCUGUGGAAAACUGCCUGUAUAUUUGCAAGACAAAUUCCUCUGGAUAUUCCUACGGAGUUUACCAGGAUCGUAACAAAUGCACACCCAAAAAUGGCGGGGUCGGCAUCUGCUUGAGUGGAUUUUGCCACGGAAAAGAAUACUUUCCGAAAAUUGAUGACGAUUCCCUGAAACCUUAGUAAAUAAAAUAA